AUGCAAGCCAUUAAUCCUGUCGAUGUUCAUGUGGAAAGCGAACUACGUGAAGGAAAGGUUGUAAAGAAGACGAUGAAAAAUUCGACUAAUGUGCAUCGAACGACACCUCGAAUGCGUACACAAGUUGUUAAUAAGACGAGGACCAAGAAAACGAAUGGCGCAUCAACAUCCUUACCUCUACUUCCGAAACAAGUUGUUACACCAAAACUAGCCUUACCAGUUCGUUCACCGAAUUCCUCGCCGAAUCGAGGACCAUGGGUUCCACCACCAGGCCGGUCAACUAAAGGGCAAAAGGUUUCUUGGCAGAGUCCGGAAUGUCGUUUGGAAAUCAAUCCAGUCAUGGAGUUCAUCGUCGAUGACAACGACGGGAAUCAAUCGGACAAGCGAAUUUCAUCGAGUCCUUCCCAGUCGACGACUAAAAAUGAGAAACUAUUGGGAGAAAUUCAAAGCUAUGAGAAACGUAUUCAAGGUCUUGUCGAUGGAAUUAGUAUGCUCAAAGAACGAAUUCGUAAUCACAGUACUACUGAUCAAACAGAUCAACUUCGCUCGGAUAUUGACUCUUCCUUACAUGAAUUAGAACACCUGCAACAAGAUUAUACGAAACGAAUACCUAAACCAACAACGAAACCGUCUCGAUCACGAUCACUGUCACCAAUACGAAAUAAAUACCGUUCAUCCAGCGCUGAUGAUCAACGAAAAAACCGAAUUAGAAACGCACGAGUUUCCUUUCUUGAUGAUCCAAUCAUUUCAAAACGAAGGGCUCGCAGUACAACACCGAAAAGAGGCCCAAUUCAUUUAAAUCCGGAUCGAGAACGAUUAUUAAUAUCAUUAACAGAAUCAGAAGCAGAUGUCACACAUAUUACUCAACAAAUAUCUUCAGUUAAAGAUCUUCUAACAAAACUGAAAUUCGACAACCAUCCAUUAUCGUUUGAAGUUGAUCAACUGUGCCAGCAUCGGAAUGAACUCUUACAUUCGAUCGAACAAUUUGAACGUUCAAAUAGUAAACUGAAAGAAUUCCUUCGACAUCAAUAUCAUCUCGAAGCGGAAGAUGGAAUGAUGAACGAACAUUAUGACACACUGAAAUCGCGUGUUCACGAAUUAGAAAAUGAAAAUGAGCAAAUUCGUCGUCUAUUGUUAAACCGCGAGAAUGAUAAUAUUGCUCUGCAAAAUGAACUAGAGCGUACAAGAACGCACGCCAUUGGUUUCGACACGAUGAAAACAUCAUUAGAGCAUAAUCGCGCUCACCUUCAACGAGAAUUAUACGCACGCGAAGGAGAAAUUAAUCGACUACGAUGUGCGCUACGAAAAUUAGAACAUGAUCACCUCCGUCGGCCGAGAAAGCGUUCGCCGACGUACUCAAUCCCAUCGCGUCCUUCGUCUUCAACUGCUUCGAACGCACACAACGCAAUAACGAUUGAAAAACUACAAGCUGAUCUUCACAGCCGUGAUCAUGAAAUCGAUGCAUUGAAAAGAAAGUUCUAUGAGAACAAAAAUGAACAAACGGAUGAGACAAAUCCCGAAGUUAUCCAACUACGUGCAAAACUUGAACAAGCAGAACGCUUAGUCGAUGAAUAUCGCGCACAGUUGCAUACUGAAACAUUGAAAACAUCAGCAAAUAAUAGUAAAAAUCAUCUGUCGGAACUUGAAUUAGAAAGAACACGUGCUCGUUUACAACGGCGCAUCGAAGAACUGGAACCCUUACCUGCACUAUUGAAACAAGUCGAACUAAAAAACGACAAACUCCAGCAACAUAUUCAAGAUCUGGAAAAGCGUUCUAAUGAACGAAUAACUCCUUCCAACGAUCGACUCAUCGGCACUUAUUCGUCGUACGAGACUGAUACGCAAGCUCUUCAAAGAAAAAUACGAACUUUAGAAGAGCAAAAUAACAAACUGUCACAAACACUACAUGCAAAAGAAGAAGAACUGCGAUUAGCGCAAUCUCGUUUGAACUCCAAGCCAUACGACUUCACGUCAACUAGUAAACAAAGCGACACAUUUCCAUCGAAAGAAACUCUUUUCCAAAAGAAUACUUACGAUCUUGAACAACAGAUUUCCAAGCUUCAUCUCGAAUAUGCCCAACUGAAACGAGAGAAAGAAGAACUCGAACGCAACUUCAAAACUCAACUAAGUGAAUUGCGUGACAAGCUAGAACGAUCAAAUAGUUCCACUCGAGCCAUGCAAACAUAUGUGAAUUCGCUUAAAACAACAUACACAGCUCUCUUCAGCGAUACAGUUCCAACAUCUUUCAAUCAAUAUACAACAACAACUUCCACAUAG
Molecule: messenger RNA, 2277 nt
Organism: Adineta ricciae
Lineage: Eukaryota; Metazoa; Rotifera; Eurotatoria; Adinetida; Adinetidae
Source: the annotation of a GenBank genome assembly